Messenger RNA from Cylicocyclus nassatus, 1173 nucleotides. Lineage: Eukaryota; Metazoa; Nematoda; Chromadorea; Rhabditida; Strongylidae. The record is from the annotation of a GenBank genome assembly.
AUGUGCCAUAAUAAAGGUAUGAAUAAUAAUUGUAAUUGUAAUGACUGCGACCCUUGCAAGAAGUGUUGUGAGCAACCUUGUGGCUGCCCAGAACAGAUUUUGAGCAUCACUCCAGUCCACGAUGAUACACCUGCUUGGUUAAGAUGGAACCUAGGUGGAAAGUCUAUCGAUUAUGAUUUUAAGCCAGUAGUUAAAUCUGCUGAAACAGAUACAUCUGUUCGUAUUGAUAAUACAAACAGAACUCUUGUUUAUAAUGCCGAGAAACAUAUUGAUAGCUUUUCUGCAAAAGAGCUAGGCAACAUUUUCCAUAUCGCUGAUAUUGGCGAUGUAGAUAUUACUGGUGUUACAGACAAUUCUCUCUUUGUUUAUAAGAAGAACUCUGACUGUGGUCAAGGAUGUGAAGGUAUCAAUAACUCUUGGAUCGCUUGGAACUCUGAAGAACAUUUAGAGAAUGGCUUACAGACUGUUAUGGGCUUCGAUGCACAAAACAGACCACAAGCUCUCAAGUAUCCAGUCUCAACCAACCAAUACUAUCAGUUAGAUUGUGAGAAGAUUGACGGUAAGCUAGUCAACGCUUAUAUCGAUGCUUCUCUUAAUGAAGAAAACCCUACAGAGUUGAAGAUUGAAACUACUUGGGGUGAUAGCAUAGUAGAUUUAACUGAUGCUAUCAAAGCUGGUGAAACAGUAACUACUUUAGAACUUGUACCAACAGAUGGAGAGAAACAAUCACUCCAAUUCUCUAGAGAAGAUGGAGAAGUAGAUUGUAUCAAUGGAGACGAUUUAUCAAGAAUUAUCUCUAUGACAAAGCUUAAAGAUGUAGACCAAGAAUUUAUGCCUACUGAUGGCGAUGUAUACAUCUUUGAAGCUAAAGAUAAUAAGUUCCACGCAUUUAAUCUUAAUGCAGCUUUAGAUGCUAUCGGAAGCUCAAUUGAGAACCUUAACAACGUAGUUAAUAAUAUCCAAACAUUAGCUAACCGUGUUACAAGCGUUGAACAGAAUAUCUCAAGUAUUAACCAGAAACUCACUCCACCAAACGGUGCUCCAGAAGAUGUGUCUGUUGCCUUUGGUAACAUUAACGCAUACGGAGAUAACACUGGUGCAGACCUAAAGACAUCUGGUAUCUAUACACACGACCCAGAUAAUAACGUAACUAACGAUUUAUUCUUUGAAUAA